CCUCCUCUUCUCUCUUUCUAGAGCUCUCCAUCUCCCUUUUCUUUCUUGAAUCAUAUAUAGCUGCAACUAAACUUGCAAAUAUUAUAUUGGUGAAGUUUCAAUCCUUCUUAGCCUACAGAGAGGCAUGGAUGAAGUCGAGAUACCUCAAUACUACCUCUGCCCGAUCUCCCUCCAGAUCAUGAAAGACCCUGUCACGGCGGUUUCCGGCAUCACGUACGACCGGGAAAGCAUCGAGCACUGGCUGUUGACGGCCAGGUUCCCGACAUGUCCGGUCACCAAGCAGCCUCUGCCCAGAGACUCCGACUUGACGCCCAACCACACUCUUCGCCGGCUCAUCCAGGCUUGGUGCGUUGCCAAUGCUAAAAAUGGGGUGGACAGGAUUCCGACCCCGAAACCGCCUCUCACAAAGUCCCUUGUUUACAAACUCAUCCGAAACCUCGACGUUCCCAAACUGCAUAUGGAAGCUCUGAAGAAACUGGAAGAGAUUGCAGAAGAUGAUCGGAAUUUUGAAAAGAAUAGGGUUUGCAUGGCUGAAGCUGGCGUUGUCAAGGCUAUGGUUUCUAACAUUACACGAUUUUUCAUGGAGAAAGAGACCAAUGGGAUCGAGGAAGCCCUGAAAAUUCUCCACCUUGUUUGGAAACCUAACAUGGAAUCGAAGCAACUGGUGAAAGAAAACUUCGAUCUCAUCGAGUCUUUGUUGUGGGUUCUACGAUUCAGCAACCAGAUUGCAGUGAAAACACACGCGAUUCUAGUGCUCAAACUGAUCCUUGAAGUUGCAAGUUCAAGUCUGCUUGAGCGAUUAAAGCCCCAAUUCUUCAACCAAAUUGUCAAGGUUCUGACAGAUGUUAAAGCGUGCCAGCAAGCUACGAAAGCUGCCUUGCAUGUACUAAUAGAGGUUUGUCCAUGGGGAAGAAACCGGGGGAAGAUUGUCGAGGCCGGGGCAGUUUUCGAGCUCAUCGAACUUGAACUCAGUAAGCCCGAAAAGAGGGUUACUGAACUAAUUUUCUGCCUUUUAGCUCGCUUGUGUUCUUGCGCCGAUGGUAGAGCUCAGCUUCUGAAGCAUGCCGGCAGCGUGGCUAUGGUGUCGAAAAGGAUCUUGAGGGUUUCUCCGGCGACAGACGAACGGGCGAUUCAGAUACUGACAUUGGUUGCCAGAUACUGUGCAACUCAGGAGGUUCUGAUGGAGAUGUUGAGGGUUGGGGCAGUGUCAAAGCUCUGCAUGGUGCUUCAAGCUGACUGUGCAAAGUUCUUGAAGAACAAAGCAAGAGAGGUGCUUAGAAUGCACUCCAAUGUUUGGAACAACUCUCCUUGUAUUGCUGUCUAUCUCUUAACUAAAGACCCUAGAUGAAGAACGGGUGGUCGAUGGACGAUCAGGUUCUCCAUAAUGUCUCUCAGACUGUUCGCGUUUAUGGACAUAUAGAUAUAUAUGUUGGUAUCUUUCUUUACGACUUUUCAAUAAUUAAUUUAUAAGACGAUGUAUUAAAUAUUGAUUAAUAAAAAUAUUUAAAUACACCUUAAGAAAGACUCUAGAUAUAAAUUGGAGAAGCAAGUAUUUGUAUCUGUUAAAAUGUUUUCCCUUUUGCUUGUCAUGAUUCAUGAUGAAUGGUUGGGAAGGUAAAGUUAAUGUUUGGAUAUUAUAAAUAACGUCGAUAUAUGUAUAUAUAUAUAUAUAUAUAAAUAUAUUUCAGAUGAACUGUGACCCUGGCUUGCAGGCUGUAUGGUAAGUUGGAUCAUUUUUUUGGUCUGGUAAUGGCCUUUCUCACUUCUGCAUGAAGCUCCUAGGUUUUUCUUGGAUAAGAAGUUAAUUGAUUUAUUUGGGAAGAUGACUUUAGCACUAAUUAAGAUUUGAGGAUAGAGUGUUUUCAAGAUUAACUUUAAUUUCAGAAUAUGUACCAAUUGUAUUAUCUUCUUUAAAUCAAUGUUUUCAUAUAUGCGGAUUGAUAUCAGAAUUAUUAUAUAUAUAUUCCAAUUGCCACUGGGUUGCAAAUAGUAAUAGUAAUGUCCCCGCUUUGGGUGCAAUACUUGUGAAAAACUCAUUUUCCUUUUAGCUGGCUCACCUUAUAUAUCAUGCUUGUCUUCUUUCUAGCUCCUUUUUUUUCUUUUUUUCUAGAUAAAACUAUAUUGAAUUGAGUAACAUUAGUUAUUGGUGUUGGAAAUAUUUUGUGUGGACUACUAUUAAUUGUUAAUGAUAUUAUUUUGUUAAAAACAGGCCGAUAAUAUGGUCCAUUGUUUUCUAAGAGAUGUGUAUGACAUUAUCGUUAUUGAUAGUAGUCUAAUUAAUUGUUAAUGGGAUAUGCACGCGUAUUGAUUUUUUUCAAAUUUAGGUGUGACUCAAGGAAGAGUAUAGGUCAUUAUUUAAUUAACCCGUAAUGGGAGGAUUAUUAAAUAAAUAUUUUAUUUAUAUCUAGAUCUCUUCUCCACUACUUUAGGGUAAAGGAAGCGUGCUUUUAGCUUCUUAGAGUUCCAUGUACUAGCGAAAACUGCUCUUGUUAAAGGGGCUUUAAGAUCCCAUUUUUUGUGGAAGGUUGGGAAUGGUUGAAACAUGUUCAUUUGGCAUGAUCAGUGGCACCCUUUGGGGGUGCUCAUUGAUCGCUUCUAUCGCCAGUUGCCUUGACAAUUAGGUAUUUCUAUAAUGGCUAAAGUCUCAAAUUUUGUUGAGUAUGGUUCUUGGAUUUGGCCGGAGACUUCUUCUCCAUCUUUUCACCUUAUUCGGAAUCACCUUUCUAUCAUCCCUCGUCUCUUGAGCAUUGUGAUGAGCCUUAUUGGCUUCCAGCCUCGAACGAGGUUUUUUCGGUUAGAGCUAUUUUCUAGGACCUUUAGGGUCAACGUCCUUAGGUGCCUUGGUAUCGGUUAGUUUGGUCGUUUGUGGGUAUUCCUGCCCAUUCGUUCAUUCUUUGGUUAGCGAUUUGGGAGAGUUUAUCUACUCUAGAUCGUGUUAACAUAUUUUUGUCUUUUCCGAAUGGAUGCUUUAUUUGCAGGGUGGAUGCAGAAAGACAUAGUCACCUAUUUUUUGAGUGCCCAUAUUCCCAUGAGGUGCUGUCUUUCUUUCGAUGAUUGAAGAAAUUUAGCUGGCCUUGGCAUAAAUGGAAUAUUGGUGUGUGGUGGGCAACUGCGAGAUGGAGUGACAAGAGCCCCUGCCAAGUGGCAAAUAGGUUGGUGCUUCAUGCUUGAUGUAUUUCAUCUGGAAAGAGCGUAACAACAGGUGUUUUCAAGAUCAGGAAAAAUUCGUUCCCCGGCCAGUUGGCUCACCAGAUUCAAUUCACUAUGUGGGCUCGUUUGAUGACUAUCCAUUUCAAAUUGGCUCUUCAAAGUCAUGUUCUUCGUCAUGUCUGGCAGCUUCUGAGAGACCAAAUUGUUUCUCCCCAUUGAGCAAUCGCUUGUUUGCUUCUAGAGGAUGGUUAUUGUAUUCCUCGAGCCUUAUGUUGGUUUCAGCUUUAGUUUCUGGAUGCUGAUCGAUUUUGUUUUUCUAGUCACUGAUAUAUAUAUCUUCAGUAUUUUUCUUCUUCUUUUAUUGUUAUUUUUUCUUGGCCUAAAAGGUAAUGGUUGUUGUGCCUUAACCCUUGCUUUGCUUUGGUGGUUCGAGGUUCGCCCUAACUUUGA
Diospyros lotus (date-plum) is the source of this 3600-nucleotide messenger RNA. RefSeq names its product E3 ubiquitin-protein ligase PUB24-like. Bases 125 to 1348 code for a protein of 407 amino acids. The record is from RefSeq and is a predicted model, not a curated record. Gene Ontology annotation, biological process: protein ubiquitination. Lineage: Eukaryota; Viridiplantae; Streptophyta; Magnoliopsida; Ericales; Ebenaceae. The transcript is spliced from 2 exons. Gene Ontology annotation, molecular function: ubiquitin protein ligase activity.